AUGGAUUCGGAUAUACGAGUGGAGAGCCAUUCACCCGUAGAGUCCACGGCCAACCUCAACGAAGUGGCCGCUCCUCCUCGGGUUUACGAUCCGUCGGAGAAGUCCGUACGGCAGGACGGUUACUUGGAAAACCAACUGCCUGAACGUGGAGACGAGUCCCAUCCAAGUCCUCGAGAGACCAGAAAUGAAUUUGACCAUGUGCAAAGCCCGGCUGUUGACCCAGAAGAGAAACGUCUGAAGCACAAAUACAUCUUGAAGUUUCUCCGGGUUAUGUACGUUGUGUCCUAUCUCAUUCUAUUUUCCAUCAUCGGUACACUACUCCGGUUGGUUAUCGAAUCCCUUGCUUUUUAUCCUGGGACCCCGGUCAAUACGAGUGUUCUAUGGGCGAACGUCGGGGGCAGUAUGGUCAUGGGUUUUCUGAGCGAGGAUCAAGAGCUGUUUCGUUUUGAGAGUGUCGAAUCUAGCAUCCCUGAACCAGCGAGAAAUAACCCGUCAGAGCGAGCCGCGCAUCUAAAGGCUCACAAGAAGACUGUACCCUUGUACAUCGGUCUGACCACUGGCUUCUGUGGAAGUCUCACUUCAUUCUCAGCCUUUAUCCGCGACGUCUUUCUGGCGCUCUCCAAUAAUAUAGCGGUGCCAAACGGCUCCUACCCCGAAGUUUCUAUAUUAGUGUCUAGUUCUGUGGGGUUGAGAGCUCACAACGGCGGGUUUAGCUUCAUGGCUCUUAUCGCAGUUCUCUUCACGGAGAUCGGCCUCUCUUUGGCAGGUCUUUUUCUCGGAGCCCAUAUUGCGAUUGCCCUAUCCCGAUGGACGCCUAGUCUGUCCCAAUCAUGGCUGCGGAAAUACUUGGAUCCCCUCUCAGUCAUUCUGGCUUGCCUAUCCUGGGCCGUGGUCAUCUGUCUCGUAAUAUUGUUGCCACAACAUCACGGAAUGCCCACGAUAUGGAGCCCAGAUAUAUGGCGAGGACCGUUUCUCUUCUCCCUAGUCUUUGCACCUGUUGGCUGCAUAGCGCGGUUCUUUAUCUCCCUCAAGUUCAACAGCCGGAUAGUUUCUUUUCCUCUAGGAACAUUUGGGGUUAAUGUAGGAGGCACAAUGGUGCUCGGAAUGGCAUUCUCCCUGCAGCAAGCUCCUGUCAAUUCUCUACGGCUGGCUAUGGGAGGCGUUACUGGUUGCCAGGUCUUGCAAGGGAUUGUGGACGGAUUUUGCGGGAGUCUGACGACUGUGAGCACCUGGGUUCUGGAACUGUCCGAUUUGCGGCGACGGCAUGCCUAUGUUUACGGUGGUGUGAGUGUGGCAGUCGCCCUAUGUUUCCUGGUGGUGGAAAUCGGAAGCUUGCAGUGGACUCGAGGUCUGGCGACGCCUGCUUGUUUUCCACAGUGA
Messenger RNA from Aspergillus viridinutans, 1380 nucleotides. RefSeq names its product FluC/FEX family fluoride channel. The record is from RefSeq and is a predicted model, not a curated record. Gene Ontology annotation, biological process: fluoride transmembrane transport. NCBI's taxonomy places the organism in Eukaryota, Fungi, Ascomycota, Eurotiomycetes, Eurotiales, Aspergillaceae. The transcript has a single exon. The coding region runs from base 1 to 1380 and encodes 459 amino acids. Gene Ontology annotation, molecular function: fluoride transmembrane transporter activity. Gene Ontology annotation, cellular component: membrane.